AUGAACGUCUCUUCGAUCCCAGCUUCAGUAUGUGCUGAAAGCGCAAUCCCGUAUCCUAUGGUGUUCGGUGCUGAGAUCCUAAACCUCUCAGCCAAUCUUGUCCAAAACUACUCUCAAGAAUUAUCCGACCAGUACUUAUUCGACAGUCCUCCUAUCAGUGUGAGGAACAUUGACUACUGCAACAUCACUGUCACAUAUACACAUCCCGGUCAGAACGACACAAUCAACGUUGAGAAAUGGCUCCCAAUGAAGAACUGGAAUGGACGUCUCCAGGCAGUUGGAGGUGGCGGCUGGCUGGCUGGUCGGUUCGACGUAUCAUAUGCUGCUAUGGCUAGAGCUCUUGGAAACGGCUAUGUUGCAACCACUACCGACGCGGGUAUCGAACUCAUCAAGGAAUUCUACGGCCAGCCUGCGGAGUACUCAUAUUGGUCAGGUUGUUCACAAGGUGGUCGUCAAGGAAUGAUGCUUGCCCAGCGCUAUCCAGAGGCGUAUGAUGGCAUUGCUGCCUCGGCUCCAGCUCUCAACUGGGCCCGUCUCAUACCUGCGCUUGCGUGGCCACAGGUCAUGAUGGAAGUCCUUGGGCAAUUUCCUCCGAAAUGCGAAUUAGACGCGCUUACAGCUGGUGCCAUUGCAACUUGCGAUUCCCAAGAUGAUGUCACCGAUGGCAUCAUUAGUGAUCCAGAUGCCUGCUCCUUCGAUCCCUUUUCCAUGGUUGGCAAAAUUGUCAAUUGCAACAACGAAACUACCACGAUUAGUAACGCAGCAGCUACCAUCGCCAACCUCACCUGGACGGGGCCCCGAAAAGCCAGAAUGCCUACUGGACUCGGAGAAGCCUGGCUGAAAUUCAUGGUCAAGAAGGAUCCUGAUUGGGACUUUUCUAAGAUCGCCUCGGUCGAGGAAUACGCGCGCCUGUUUAAGGCUUCCGUGCAGGAGUUUGAAUCGAUCAUUGGAACGUUUGAUACCGACCUCUCUACAUUUCGCGACGCGGGUGGCAAAAUGAUUACUUUUCAUGGCAUGGCCGACACCGUCAUUCCCAGACAAGGAACCAACGAAUACUACACUCGUGCCACGGAGCAGACGCCGGACAUCAAGGACUUCUUCCGCUACUUUGAAGUCCCAGGAUUAGGGCACUGUAAUGGUGGAGUGGGAGGACAGCCAACAGCAACUUUCCAAGCACUGGUCGACUGGGUGGAGAAAGGCGUCCGUCCAGACACGCUGCCGAUUAACUUCAAGGACACAAAUGGGACGCAGUACGAGAGGAUAUUGUGCCCUUACCCAGAAAAAACACGUCUUGUGUCCGCCGACCUGGAUACGACAAAAGCGGAGUCUUACAAAUGCGCUUUGUAA
Messenger RNA from Parastagonospora nodorum SN15, 1347 nucleotides. RefSeq lists its product as hypothetical. The record is from RefSeq and is a predicted model, not a curated record. Lineage: Eukaryota; Fungi; Ascomycota; Dothideomycetes; Pleosporales; Phaeosphaeriaceae. The coding region runs from base 1 to 1347 and encodes 448 amino acids. The transcript has 4 exons.